Molecule: messenger RNA, 1928 nt
Organism: Lobosporangium transversale
Lineage: Eukaryota; Fungi; Mortierellomycota; Mortierellomycetes; Mortierellales; Mortierellaceae
Exons: 5
Coding region: 99-1928 (609 amino acids)
Biological process (GO): protein transport
Cellular component (GO): cytoplasm
Source: RefSeq, a predicted model, not a curated record
UGAUGUCAUUGCAUUGAUUCCCCCCGAUUACUGUGAAAUAAAAAGAAAGAAAGAAAAAGAAACUACCUGUUGCCUUUUACUUGUUUCAACUAUUCACCAUGAAGAAACCAACCAUUACCCUGGAGAACGAUACUGACGCUGAUGGAAAGCCUGUUAUCCACCAUUACAUGCCUGGAGACACUAUUUCAGGCCACCUCGGAUUCAAAAACUCGAGCAACCUCAAAUACACCUGCAUCAAAAUUCGCUUCGUAGGCCUCAUCUCGACCAAGGUCGCUAAAACUUCAGAGGAAAUCUACGUUCUCAAUCAACAGGUCGUCAUCCAUGGCAAUGCCAACAACACUGAAGUCUUUGUUCUUCAACAAGGCAAACAUGAUUGGCCAUUUGAAUUCUUGAUUCCACUGCAGCAUAUUCCAUCCUCCGGAAAGUAUCGACAUGGCACUGUCAAGUACACUCUCACCGCCACCAUCACUUCAAAGUCCUUUCUCGGAAACAUGCAGGAAACCAAAACAAAUUACAUUGUCCAUGUCAAAGACCUCAUCAACUGUCUUGUAGAACCAUAUUCUACCCCAAUAUCUAUUGUAGGCUCCAGCAACACCAAACCAGAUACCAACCAACCUGAAAAUCUGGCCAUUGCCACGGUUCAGCUCUCUCGAUCAGCCUUCUUAAAAGGCGAAACCCUCAGCGUUGAAAUUGAUCUGUCUCACCCAAAAAAAUUACAACGCGAUCCGGGCUGCUGGGUUCAACUCAUACGCAAUGAAAAAUAUCAUGCUGGAGAGCAAACAAAAGAAUACAGCCAUGUCAUCGCGUCUUCGACUCACGCCAUCAGCCUAGAACGCGACAAGACUGGCAAAAUCUUGGCAGAGUUGAUUAUUCCAGACGACACCCCUCCAACAAUGUCCACUUCAAAGAUUAUGUCCAUCCAAUACCUCGUCUUUAUUCUGCUAGAUAUGCGCCCAAAGACUGGGUUCUUGGAGAGAAAGAACCGUCGCAACGCCAACAAAGCCUUGAGAACCAAACUUUUGGCUGCACCUGGUGGAUUCGAUCUUAAAAUCCCUAUUCAUAUUGGCACCCUUGCUGAUGCACAACACAUCUCGUCCAAGCAAGAGUGCUUGGAGAACCAAGUUUACAACAGUGACCUUAAUGGAUCCUCUCCAGAUAUGGAUGGGCGAGUUGCUUCUCUCAUGAUCGCAACCUCUCGGCUUUCCUUUUCCAACACAUCCAACAGUGCUGCUGCCUCGCCUGUAGUCUCCAGAGUCACCGCCAUAUCCAGAUCUUCUUCUGAUUCUCCUUUACUCAGAGAGCAAAGUGCUCCUACCUCGACAACAAUACAGUAUUCACAACCACCCUUCCCGCCACAGACACAGAUACAGACUCAGACACAAGUACUCCCCCCUUCAUUGCGUGCAUCUACUUUUAUACCGCAAACACAGUACAGACCAGGCCUCUCCUCUCGCUCUUCCACACCAACAAUGACCGGAGCAUCAUCAGUUAAUGAUCCCCUCUCACCGUCAGGCACUCCUGCAGUCACUAACAAAGCCCUUCCAGCGGUCCCAAAUCUUUUCGCACAAUCCCAGCCCUCGCCUCAAAUGUCCAUUACAACUCCGGCAUCGACUCCAAUAAUGAGAACCACCGCAACCACAGCAACACAUGCUUCAUGGAGUUCAUAUAUCCCUCAUUCACCACAGACCUUCCGAUCCGACCCCGAGAUCCCCUCACUUUCCUCCGGGCCGAUACCUGCUUAUACACCCUACUCGAGAGACUCAUUCGUUGUGGCUAACCCAUCGGCUGUACCAUUCAGCUCUGUUCCUGUUUCUGCCUCUGUUUCUUCUACUCCAACUACGCCGUCAAUCUCAUCAGCACAACCCUCGGGCUCUGGUAUCGGAUCGUAUGGAUAUCCGGCUGAGAAGUUUAAGCCCCAAUGUUGUUGA